Messenger RNA from Bactrocera dorsalis (oriental fruit fly), 648 nucleotides. RefSeq lists its product as uncharacterized. Gene Ontology annotation, biological process: DNA integration. The transcript has 2 exons. The record is from RefSeq and is a predicted model, not a curated record. Bases 1 to 648 code for a protein of 215 amino acids. NCBI's taxonomy places the organism in Eukaryota, Metazoa, Arthropoda, Insecta, Diptera, Tephritidae. Gene Ontology annotation, molecular function: nucleic acid binding.
AUGGAUAUCGCCGGACCAUUACCACCUUGCAAGGGUUAUCGAUACUGUUUGACAAUAGUCGAUCGUUAUUCCCGAUGGUUAGAGGCACUACCGCUCGAAGACAUGACGACAGAGACCAUUGCUUUCAAUUUCUACACGCACUGGAUCGCUAGAUUUGGAGUACCGAGUAGAGUUACAACGGAUCAAGGUUAUCGUUCCUCAUGGAGAGAUGAUUUAAGAGCGACACCCGAAGAGAUGGUUUAUGGAAAUACAUUUCGAUUACCUGGCCAGUUCUUUGCCGAAAAACAUACGCACAAUACCAACGAUGGUGAAUUCGUCGAAAAUUUACGCAUACGCAUGCAGUCACUAAAGCCGUCACCGACUACAAACAACUCAGCGCAGGUACCGUUCGUAGAAAAGAACUUACACUCAACACCAUCAAUCUUCGUGCGCAACGACUCAGUUCAUCCACCUCUUCAACCACCAUACGAAGGACCAUUUCCCGUAAUCGAAUGCGGCGACAAGUUCUUCAAAGUCAAAAUCCGAGGAAAGGACGUAAACAUUUCCAUCGACCGGUUAAAAGCAGCUUUAGUCGCUGAGGAUUACCAAACCCCGUCGAAUCAAACAAUUCAACACAAAGUGUAUCAAAUAAAAUCUGGUCGUUGGUAA